Balaenoptera musculus (blue whale) is the source of this 4336-nucleotide messenger RNA. It is a transcript of the gene AKAP3, whose product is annotated as A-kinase anchoring protein 3. The transcript has 5 exons. The coding region runs from base 584 to 3025 and encodes 813 amino acids. The record is from RefSeq and is a predicted model, not a curated record. Gene Ontology annotation, biological process: intracellular protein localization. Gene Ontology annotation, molecular function: protein kinase A binding. Lineage: Eukaryota; Metazoa; Chordata; Mammalia; Artiodactyla; Balaenopteridae. Gene Ontology annotation, cellular component: sperm principal piece; cytoplasm.
GAAGAGUGUUGGGGAGAGAGCUGGAUGGGCUGGGGGGACGGGAGAGAGACGGGGAGGAGGGGAAAUAGAAAGAAAGGAGCCUUAGGGCCGGAAUCCCCGGUCUGGAGUGCACCGUAAAGAUAACCUCGUAUUGUCGAGGAACCUGAAGUUCACAGUGGACCAGGGACUGACUCAAGGGCAAAAUGGCAGCACCGCAGCUCUCCCGACUCUCAGUUCAUCGGGCCCUGAAAGUGUCCGAUGGGGCGGCCCCGGUGAGGCGGGGAAGGAGGAGGCGUGGCCCCUGCGCUCGGGAAGCUCUUCAAGGAGAAAACUCGGGCCCGGGGGACUGGAGGGGGCGGGGACCAAGAGAGAAAAAGUGAGGACGAGAAAUAGAAGUGAGAAAGGAUGCGGUCGUGGAACCGGAGCAGGUUCCGUCCGGAGCCUUGGCUCUUGACGUUCCCUUUUCCUGGCGUGUCACCAGCUCAAGUCUUUGCGGAUUCCUUAUAUUUCAUGGCAGGAGGGGUGGAUAAACCUAGGAAUAGUGAAGACAACAAGAAAUUAAUCCAGAGCUUUCCUCAUAGCUCAGAACCUAUCCUCAGUAAGAAUGUCAGAUAGGGUUGACUGGUUACAAAGCCAAACUGGAGUUUGCAAAGUUGAUGUCUGUUCCCCCGGAGACGGCCAACCCCAGGACUGGAAAAUGUUGGAUGAAUCCUUGUCCAUUUUUAAGGAAGCCUCACAUGAUCCCAUCAGAGUGCUCAGCUGGCUCCGCAGAGACCUGGAAAAAAGCACAGCAGGGUUCCAAGAUGUUAGAUUCAAGCCUGGAGAAGCAUCAUUUGGUGGGGAAAUGAUCAACUCAGGAGACCCACGCAAAAGUUUCUGUGUGGACUAUUAUAACACCACCACCAAGGGCAGUCCAGGGAGAUUGCAUUUUGAGAUGAGUCACAGAGAGAACCCUUGUCAGGGCCCCAGUGCCCACGUUGGUAACAGGAGCUCAGUAGACGAAGUUUCCUUCUACGCCAGUCGCCUCACAAAUCUCGUCAUAGCCAUGGCCCGCAAGGAGAUCAACGAGAGGAUUGACGGCUCUGAGAACAAGUGCAUCCAUCAGUCAGUGUACAUGGGGGAUAAGCCCGCACCCAACAAAAGCCUGAGCAAGGUGGCAUCAGAGCUGGUGAACGAGACUGUCUCUGCCUGUUCCAAAAACUCCACCUCGGAUAAGCCUCCUGGCUCCUGUGACAGAGCCUCAGGAACAUUACAGAGUCCCCUGAAUUUAAAACACAAAAGCGCUUUGAAGAUCAAGGACAGCACCAAGGAAAGCAGGAGUCCAGACGACAAGCCUUCUUCUAAGAAGUCUUUCUUCUAUAAGGAAGUGUUUGAAUCUUGUAACGCAAGCGAUGCCACAGAGGGCGGAAGGUCCUUACCCGCAGAGGGAGAGAUGUUCAGAGAGCAGGAAAGACCCGAUGACUUCACAGCUUCUGUCAGUCAAGGGGUCAUCACCUACGCUAACAGUGUGGUGUCUGAUAUGAUGGUCUCCAUCAUGAAGACACUGAGGAUCCAGGUGAAGGACACGACCGUUGCCACCGUCCUGCUAAAGAAGGUCCUGAUCAGGCACGCGAAAGAGGUGGUCUCAGAUCUCAUCGACUCCUUCAUGAAGAACCUCCACGACGUCACAGGGGCCCUCAUGACUGAUACGGACUUUGUCUCGGCCGUGAAAAGAAGUCUCUUCUCUCAUGGAAGCCAGAAGGCCGCAGAUAUCAUGGAUGCCAUGCUGGGUAAACUCUACUCAGUGAUAUUUGCCAAGAAACCUCCUGAGACUGUCAGGAAAACCAAGGACAAGUCUGAGAGUUAUUCCCUCAUGUCCAUGAAAGGAAUCAGUGACCCUAAAAACCGAAACGUCAACUUUGCAUCCAUGAAAUCUGAAGGUAAAUUGAGGGAAAAAAUAUGCCCUCCUGCACCCAAACCCGAGAAGGAGAAGACUUGUGUUGAAACUCUGGGUGAGCACAUCAUCAAAGAGGGACUGUCCCUGUGGCAUAAAAAUCAGCAGAUUGAAGGAAAAUCUCCAGGUUUCCAGUGUGCACCGUUUGUAGCUUCCAACAAACAGUGUAAGCCUGCGCCAGACUUUCCCUUGGGAGUUCCUUUCGAUCCUUGCAACGUCAGUCCGUCUGUGCAUCACCCAGAGCAACUGGAGAAUGUUAUGUAUGAUUCAGACUCCUGGGCCAAGGACCUGAUCGUAUCUGCCUUACUUCUGAUUCAGUACCACCUGGCCCAGGGGGGAAGCAUGGGUGCACAGAGCUUCCGUAAAGCUGCUGGCAGCACCAACUUGCAGGCCAACAGGUCCCCUGCAGUUUCUGAUGAGUCCGGCCUUAGGUCUCCUCAUAUGGGGGUUGACCAAGAAGAAGCAGAAAAGAAGGGUCUGAUGAGCGCUUUCUUCAACUUCAUCCAGAACUUACUCGGUGAGACCAUUUUCAAGAGCGACCGUAGCCCUGAACCCAAGCCAACUAAGGAAGAAGACAGUCCCCAGUGUGAAAGACCUGUAACUCCUUCUCCCAUCAAAUUAAAUGAAGGUGAUGAGGCUGGAGGUACUUUUGCUGGGCUGACCAAGAAGGCUGCUAACCCGCUAGAUGACCACAUGAACGGGCAAAUGGUAGAACAUCUGAUGGACUCAGUGAUGAAGUUGUGUCUCAUUAUUGCCAAGUCCUGUGACUCUCCGUUGGCAGAACUAGGAGAUGAUAAGUCUGGGGAUACCAACUGGCCAACUUCAGCCUCCCCAGAUAGUUUACGUGAGUGUUUGCCAACCAAGGGCACAGGGACAGCAGAGGUCCUCCUGAAGAAUGCUUAUGAAGCUAUCUAUAACGAAUUGAGAGGUCUGUCAGGACAGCUCCCCGAAGGGUGUGCAGCUCCCAAAGUGAUUGUCAGCAGUCGCAACCUAACCGAUACGCUUCAGAACAAGCAACUCCAAGCCGUUCUUCAGUGGGUGGCCGCCUCUGAGCUCAAUGUCCCCGUUUUGUACAUUGCUGGUGAUGAUGAAGGGAUCCAGGAGAAGUUCUGAAUCAAUUGAGAAGUAAGACCAAAGAAUAAGGCAGAUGGAAAGUCAGCUUAUUACUGUUAUUACUGAUAAAGGUAAGUGUGCCUCCUAACUCCUUUCUUCUCCCAGUUUAGGCCUUGGAACUGUUCACUGAAGGGAAAUUUGGGGUCCAGAAAGCUUUUAUUUAUGUAGUUGCUGUUUCAUGCUAGUGUGGGAGAAUUAAGAGAGACCAUCUCCACAACACACACACACACACACACACACACACGCACACACGCACACACACACACACACACACACAGGAUUUUUUAUUAUUUUCCCUCAAUUGAGAAAAGUAGAACAAGGGCAUUUUAAGUAGUAGGAGGUGGCACAAAAGGCUGGGAUUAUUUAUAAAAAGCAUUCAUCUUCUUAGAAACCAGAGGACGUGGAGGAAGAGGCUUUCUCUGUUUAAUAUGUGGUAUUAGUAACCCUUGUAACUGGGUUACUUGCUUUAUCUGAUGACCGGCCAGAAUGCACAAAAUAUAAAAUUUGAUUAGUUUAUUGCUGUGAGGAUUCCAGGUGGAAUAGCAAUGUACUUUGCUCAUAUUAGAAUACUUGCUUUGGCUCAUUUUUUCUCAUUUUAAGCUUGGGAAGAGAAUUAAACAUAGGGUUCAGAGACCUGGGUAUGAGUAUUGCCUCCGCUAAUUUCUAGCAUUGUAUUACUGACAAUCUGCACCUCUCCGGGCAGCAUUUUCAUGGGGGUUGAAUGGGUCUCUGAGUCACCUUCCUGCUCUAGCAUCCCAGUGUUGUCUGGUCUGUGGGGCAGGGAAAGCAGCACCUACAUUUGUCCUUUGUCUCCUUCUCUCCUGCGCUUGUCAGUCUUGGGACAGUGAUGGAGCCCGUUUUAUGAUGUUACAGUGAGCUUAAGAACUUUAGAAUCCUUAGAAGGCAGGAACACCAUUGACCAAACACCCACUGGAAGCAGGAAGUUUUUAGUCGUAGUGGGAAAUCACAUUUUCCGUAUCACGGACAGGGGGAUGUUACUUAAAUUAAGGGCGAUGUAACCACCUUUCUUCUGUCAGACGGGCCAGCGGGCGUCCCGGUUAUGGACAUCUCCUCAGUGUCUCCCUCAAGGCCCUCCCGCUGCAGGGGCUCGUUUGCCCUCACCUUGGCAGCCCGUCCCCGCCCUCGGUGGGAUGCUCUGCCCCCCACCACUGCUUUCCUUCCCUCCCUCAGCUACUUCAGCUCUCGGCAGCCGCCGUGGAAAAAGGGCGCAGCGUAGGCGAGGUUCUGCAGUCGGUGCUGCGCUAUGAGAAGGAGCAACAGCUGGACGAGGCGGUGGGCAACGUCAUGCGG